This is a messenger RNA of Polistes canadensis, 2112 nucleotides long. RefSeq names its product protein yellow-like (gene Y-e3). Gene Ontology annotation, cellular component: extracellular region. The transcript is spliced from 6 exons. The record is from RefSeq and is a predicted model, not a curated record. Lineage: Eukaryota; Metazoa; Arthropoda; Insecta; Hymenoptera; Vespidae. The coding region runs from base 415 to 1707 and encodes 430 amino acids.
UUCAGUCGGUCCUCGACCGUGAUGUUGUCCGGAUCGGUCGUUGAGUUUACCUUUUCUUUCUUGCUUUCUUUUCUUCUUUUUUCCUUCCUUCCUUCUUUUCUUAUAGUUUAAGAUACACAGAAUCCUAUGAUUUCUUCAAAGAAUUUCUAAUUUUCCGUUAAUUCAAAUGAAAUAAAACAAUGAUGUGACUAUAAACGUACGUAGGAGUGGUGACGUCAAUAAAAUUUCUCUGGCUUUUCCAUAUUCGUAAUAAGUUGUGUAAUUACAUUUAAAAAAAGAGUUAAACAAAGAAAUAAAAUUACAAAAGGAAAGAAAUAUUAUCCCGAAUAAUAAGCCGUCAAAGUGAACAAAUUAUUUCGAAUGACCGAAAUUUCCAUAUAAUUUUCAUCGUUAUUGACAAAACAACAACCAACAAUGAUCAGUUGGAUACUCGGUCUUAUCGCAGUGCUCAGUUAUUCAGCGAUAUGUAACUGCGAGCUUAGCAAUAAAUUGAAAAUCAUCUAUUCGUGGAAAUCAUUGGAGUUUGCAUUUCCGAGCCAACGUGCGAGAGAGAUAGCGAUAAAACAGGGCACUUUCAUACCAGGGGCACCAAUACCUAUAGAUGUGGACUUUUAUUACGGAGAGAAACAUGCAUCGAUCGUUUUUGUGACGAUACCAAGAUUUAUAAAAGGAGUACCAGUGACCUUUGGUUAUGUUACCGACAACGUCACACCAGAGGGAAAUCCAAUAAUUGCACCAUAUCCUAACUGGGAGUCGAAUAAAGAGGGCGAUUGCAAUGCUAUCACUAGCGUUUUCAGAGUGGCGAUUGAUAAAUGCCACAGAUUAUGGAUACUCGAUACAGGCAAAGUUGGUGAUAGACAAAUUUGUCGACCUCAGUUGCACGUAUUUUCCUUGAUAAAUAACAGACUAAUUCAUCAAUACAAAUUUCCACGUGAUCAAUUUAAAGAUACUUCCCUUUUCAUCACACCAGUUGUGGAUAUUCGUAAUACCGAAGAUAAAUGUCAUGAUACUUUUGUUUACAUCGCUGAUGUGAAUGGCUUUGGCUUAUUAGUUUACGAUCAUCGUCAUGAUAGAUCUUGGAGAAUCGAAAAUAAACUUUUCUAUCCUUAUCCACAAUAUGGGACUUUUAACAUUAAUGGUGAUACCUUCGAUCUUAUGGAUGGCAUAUUCGGUUUAGCUUUGAGUCCCACAAGACCAGAUGGUGACAAAAUACUUUAUUUCCAUUCUUUGGCCAGCAAAGUCGAAUCUUCGGUAGCGACAUCAAUCAUCAGAAAUUACUCUAUUUUCGCUCACGAUUCUGAGGCAACACCGGGAUCUUUCGUACCAUUUGAAAUAGAAAGAUCGUCACAAUCAGCAGCCCAAGCUAUGAAUGAAGAUGGUGUUCUUUUCUUUGGUCUUUUGUCAGAGUUGUCGCUUGCUUGUUGGAAUAGUAAAACUUAUCCUGAAUAUGGUGAAAAUAAUAUCGAGAAUCUUCUAGUUGAUCAAACAAAUCUACAAUUUCCUUCUGGUUUGAAGUUGAGAUAUUCGAACAAAAAUCGAGAAGAAAUCUGGUUGUUGACGUCAUCAUUCCAAAGAUUCAUGACAGGAACAUUAAAUUCGAACGAGACUAAUUUUCGUAUACUAGCUGGUUUCGUUGACGAAAUAGUUCGAGGUACUAAAUGUAAUUCGAUUAAACACGAAAAUGGGCCAAUAACAUUUCCAAUAUGAAAAUUAUGGCACCGCGAGAAUCACAGACUAUUUCAUCGUCAGUGGUCGUCCCAUUAUCUAUGGUCAACUCAUACAACAUUACCAAUUACAUCAAAAGUGAUUUUUAAUAAUCCAUCAGCGGGAUAUAGUUUCUUUAGGAAUCUAAAGUAAAUUCGAUUUGAAUAAAAUCGAAAAUAUUGUUUUGCUUUUUUAUUAUGAACCAACUCGCGGUGCUGCUUCGUUUUAUAUUUAAUUUAGUUUUAACAACUCACGAAUGUUGUUCAAAACGUUUGUGUACAUAUACAUAUAAUUUUUAUUUAUUUUAUGCAUUAUAUAUAUUUGUUGUAUAUACAUAUGUACUAUAGUAGUCAAAGUGCCAAAAAAUUCUAUCGACCUCGUUUAAAAUAAAAAUUAAAAGUUUAAGAA